Molecule: messenger RNA, 1112 nt
Organism: Camponotus floridanus (Florida carpenter ant)
Lineage: Eukaryota; Metazoa; Arthropoda; Insecta; Hymenoptera; Formicidae
Exons: 5
Coding region: 1-1014 (337 amino acids)
Source: RefSeq, a predicted model, not a curated record
AUGAGUCAAUUCGCAACGAAUCUUUUGGUUCAAAAUGAUGAUCGAUUACUAAGGCAAUCGAGUCAAUCAGACUUGUCAGCUUACAGAGAAACUCCAUAUGAAUUUCCUUAUGGAAAUAUUAUUUUAAAUCUAUUUAAUAAUGAAGUACCAUCGAUACCUCAAGAUUUUCCAUUGAAUCCUACUACUAGUAAUUAUCAAUUAAAUUAUCCAAGUGAAUCUGUCAACCAGUUUGGCGGACUCGGAAUAAAUCUUUUUAAUGCUCUGUCAUCAAUCUCCCGCUACGACGAUCUAAAGUGUGUGCCUAGAAUACUUUGCGAAGUAGCGAGUGGGAAGCCACCAGGAAGAUAUAAACAGGCAUCGAUGGGAAAUGAUAAACAACAUUAUUUGGAGGAAUUUGGAAGAAGUACUUUCGCUCAAUGGCUUGCCGGUUCGGCAGAAGCGUCUCCCAUGUUGAAUUUCGCCCGAGCUGUCGUGCUGGGUUACAGCAGCAACGGAAAUCCGGCCAUGUGUUAUCGCGCGUUUCCUAGGUGUCCGCGUAAUCCCGACAAACUGGUGCAUUACCUGAACAAUCACAACGGCGGAUUCUUCCGCUUUUUCAGCAGAGGCGAACACAGCUUACCCCAAUCAUCUUACGUUUCACGAGGACGAAAAGCUUUACCCCCAGGCAUCGUAGGAGCAGAGGCUGAUCGGACCGGAACAGGCAAAUUAAACCUCGACAUUAUUUCAACUGCUCAAGAUUAUGGAAAAAACUUUUUUUCGAAAGAUAAUACGCUGGAGGGCUCAGGACAAGUAGUGUUUUUGAAUGAAGAAUCUUUAAAAGACGGAAACGAUCAUCGCUCAUCAGGAAAUAGAUUUUCCGAAUUUUUGACAGAUUUACAGAGCUCUAAUAUGUUUUCACAAGAUCCUAUUCCAUUCUUUCCUCAGGAAUCAAAGGAGCAAGGUGUUCGCAUAUUACGUUUUACCCCUGAAGUUUCAGACUCGACAUCUCAUGGUACAUUUCGUUUUCCGCAUUAAUCAUCGAUUUUCAUUUUGGAGAAAUUUUAGAAUAAUCAUUUCAGAAUCACGAGAAAUGACAUUUCUCAUGAUGAUAUAUUCCUUCUGUUAUAUGCAAA